AUGAAACAAGAUGAUCGUCCAUCUCUCAACUCACUGCGUGACACUUUAUUCCGGGAGAUUGAGCAUUCAAAGCUUAUGCACUUUGAUAUCAGCCGAUAUCGAACCUUCGAUGAAGGGCAUCCUGAAAAGACCUACGAUUUCCUGAUCACCAUGAUCAAAGGCUACAUAGCACGAGGAAAACAAGAACGACUGUUGAGGGAAAGAGAGCGUGCUGUUAAGAUGUCAUUGUCAUCUACCAAGACAACACCAGCCUUGGAAGAUGCAGAGAAGCCUGCCGCUCCCGUCAAGACCAAGAAGGAGAACGAAGCAGCAGCAUCAUCUACCAGUGAUCCUCCUAAGCGACCUAAGGCAAAGGCGAAGAGUGAAGCUGCCUCAGUCCUCCCGACACCUUCUCCGAAAUCUCAUGCCGACAAGAACAACAAGAAAGGCAAAGGUGGGAAGGGAAGAUCAUCUUCACCCGUUGACAAGAAGAAGAUUUUCUGCAACUACUUCUUCAACAAAGGUCUAUGA
Molecule: messenger RNA, 510 nt
Organism: Cladocopium goreaui
Lineage: Eukaryota; Dinophyceae; Suessiales; Symbiodiniaceae
Source: the annotation of a GenBank genome assembly